This is a messenger RNA of Vicia faba (fava bean), 876 nucleotides long. Lineage: Eukaryota; Viridiplantae; Streptophyta; Magnoliopsida; Fabales; Fabaceae. The record is from the annotation of a GenBank genome assembly.
AUGAGAGCGGAGACUAACAUGAUGCUGAUGAGUCCCCUGAAUAAUGGAAAGCCACAUGCUUCGAAGCUUCAUCAGCUUGAUAUAGAAACCGGAAAGAUUGUUACCGAGUGGAAAUUCGAGAAGGAUGGGGCUGAUAUCACAAUGAGGGAUAUCACAAAUGAUACUAAAGGGUCACAACUCGACCCUUCUGAAUCAACCUUCUUAGGGUUGGACGAUAACCGAUUGUGUCAAUGGGACAUGCGUGAUAGAAAAGAUGGUUCAAUUGUGGUGGGAUCUCUUGAUGGGAAGAUAAGACUGUAUUCGAAAACGUCUAUGAGACAAGCUAAGACUGCUUUUCCGGGGCUUGGUUCGCCUAUUACAAGUGUUGAUGUCACUUUUGAUGGAAAGUGGGUGUUGGGAACCACUGAUACUUAUUUGGUGUUGAUUUGUACAUUGUUUACUGAUAAAGAUGGGAAGACAAAGACUGGAUUUGGUGGUCGAAUGGGAAACAGGAUAGGUGCACCCAGACUGUUGAAACUAACACCCCUGGAUUCUCAUUUGGCAGGCACUACCAAUAAGUUUCAUGGUGGUCACUUCUCAUGGGUUACUGAGAACGGUAAACAAGAACGCCACCUUGUUGCAACUGUGGGCAAAUUCAGUGUGAUAUGGGAUUUUCAGCAGGUAAAGAACACUGCUCAUGAAUGUUACAGGAAUCAAGAAGGGCUGAAAAGCUGUUACUGUUACAAGAUAAUAUUGAAGGAUGAGUCAAUCAUAGAAUCAAGAUUUAUGCAUGACAAAUUUGCCGUUAGUGACUCCCCUGAAGCUCCAUUGGUGGUAGCAACUCCUAUGAAAGUUAGCUCCAUCAGUAUGUCUGGAAAGAGAACCAGAACUGGUUAA